AUGGGAAUGGCAACAACUCAAUCUGCAUAUACAAGGAGGAACCAGGACCAAUUAGGUGAUACCAGUAGCAACAAUAAAUCACCAGUUCAUACAUCGCCAUCCGUAUCGCCACCAUCAGCAUCAGCAUCAGCAUCAGCAUCAGCAUCAAAUUCAAUGGCAAUAGAAGAAGCAUUCACCUUCCCCACUGCCCCACCAACUUCGAGUUCUUCAAAUGAGUCAACUCCUCGAGAUCGGCGUCGAUCAUUCACUUAUGAAUCCACUUCACCCAAUGGCAGCUCUGAGGCUUCACCUUCAUCCCCAACACCACUUUCAAUGAGCUUUAUGCACAAACCUUCGAGAUCACAAAGUUUUUUCACCCAAUCCAAUGAUAGAACCAGAGAAAAUAGCAUUUUCAAUAAAACCUUGUCCUACUCACCUCCAAAACAACAACUGCCUCCACAACAGCAGCAAACUUCAGACACAACUGUUCACUCAUCAGUUUCUUCUUCUUCUUCUUCCUCAUCUUCCUCCCCACUGGAAAAAUCACCUACUGCUAGUCCCUCACUAUCACCAUCUUCAGCACAACCUCCUCAACCACCAUCUUUAGAUGAUACAAAUGACCAUUUUGCUCCACCAGAUUACUUUAAUCACAAGUCAUCACUUAAAUCAGUAACAAGAUCCAAAUCUCUACCAUCAACACCCACUUUUAAAGUCCAUUUUGGAAAUUCAGAUAUUCGAUAUUUUAAAAAGAAGGAUACCCCAAGAACUAUAUCAGCCAGUAAUUCACCCGAUUUUGGUGCACAAGCAGAUUCAUCCGAUGAUGAUGAGUAUGAAGAUGACGAUGAUGAAGAUGACAACGAUGAUGACGACGACGAUCACUACGGCACAUUCGGUACUCGUUACAAUUAUGAAUAUACCUACGCUGAUGAAGAUGAUGUCGAUGAUGAUGUGAAAAGAAUCAGCUCAAGGGGUAGUGCGCAUAGGUCACACAAUAAAUAUAACCAUGACUUGCAUAACUUCAGUUUGGGUGAUACAAAAUACCCGAAACCAGUUGCUUCGGAGAUAAAAUGGGAUCUACAAUUGUUAAAUUUCGCACCUUUGUCUUAUUUGAAAAGAAUUGAAGCAAGAACACCAGUGUUUCUUGAACGGUUAUUCAUCUCUGCUGACAAAAAGUAUUUGUUUGGUCAUAUUGCUGUAAAGAACCUUGCUUUUGAGAAAUACUUGACUGUUCGUUACUCAGUUGACAACUGGAUGACUAUUAUUGAGAUUCCCACCACCUAUACCGAAGAAAGGGCUGACGUCAUGGAGAAGAACAACUAUGAUCGCUUUGUUUUCAAAAUACCCCUUGAUAAUUUAUUCAAUACGUUUAAAAUGUCAAAAAACUCGUCGACUGAUUCAUUGAGUGAAGAUAGUAGUAGUAGUGGAAAUAGUGGUGACAUAUUUAGAGGUUCGAGUUAUGGUGAUUACCAAAAGGAAAGAAGGUACCAAUUUUGCAUUAAAUAUUGUACCCAGGGACAUGAAUAUUGGGAUAAUAAUAAAUUUCAAAAUUAUUUAGUCAAAUUGGUCAAAUCAAGAAUCAGCCACCAACCACCGCCACAGCAACAAAAGCAUCAUUUUUAUAAUUUGGAAAACAAAGACUCCAAAUUACAAGAUCAUACUAAAAAACCAAGGUAUUCUCAUAAUUAUCUUAAACGAGUUGGAUCCGAUUCAGGUAUCAAUUACAAUAGUCCAGGUGCUGGCACGGAUGAAUCAAAGAAUAACGAUGAUCUUGAAGAUGAUGAUACCGAUACCAUCACUAUGGAUGCAAAUGGUAGUGGCUCUACCCUUAGAGAGAAUAUCGAAGAGUUGUUGAAAAACACCGGGGAUGCACAAGUAAAACUGCGGGGUAUCAACAACGAUAAUAAAGGCUUUUCAUCUACUGCUUCUAAGUCAACCGACACCAACAACAGUGGUACUAAAAAGAGUCAAAAUCUUCAACUUGAUCUUGAUCUUGAUUCACUCGAUACUGUCGCUACAACAACACCGAAAUAUAAAACGAAAUUCAUCACAAAUCAAUUCAAUUUGAAUUCAAAUUCCAAUGCGGCUACAAAGGGCAAUUUGUCCACUGGUAGGUCAAAUGCAUUCAAUAGUGAUUUGAAAAGUAAGUCAUAUAAGGAGAUACUUGACUCAUAUUGUUUUUUCAAAUCUGAUUCUGCUAGUGUUAGUGGUAGUGUUAGUGGUAACGGUAAUGGAAAUGGAAAUGGCAAUAGUGGAAGUGGAGUAGGCAGUGAUAUAAGUGAAAUUUGA
Molecule: messenger RNA, 2265 nt
Organism: Lodderomyces orthopsilosis Co 90-125
Lineage: Eukaryota; Fungi; Ascomycota; Pichiomycetes; Serinales; Debaryomycetaceae
Exons: 1
Coding region: 1-2265 (754 amino acids)
Biological process (GO): regulation of glycogen biosynthetic process
Cellular component (GO): protein phosphatase type 1 complex
Molecular function (GO): protein phosphatase 1 binding; glycogen binding
Source: RefSeq, a predicted model, not a curated record